This is a messenger RNA of Poecilia reticulata (guppy), 1668 nucleotides long. Lineage: Eukaryota; Metazoa; Chordata; Actinopteri; Cyprinodontiformes; Poeciliidae. The record is from RefSeq and is a predicted model, not a curated record.
AUGGUUCCUGGAGUUCAGGAUGUUGACUCAGCAAAGGGUGUCACAGUGAAACCAGGGAAGUCCAUGUUCCUCUCGCUGCUGCUUGUCUGGUGUUUUCUGUUUGUCCCCCAUGUUGGUGGCUUACGCAGCUUCACGCCUCAGCCUCUCCAGUCRGAGGUGACGUUGUCUGAACUCCCCAGCACCAAUCGUGGUUUUUUUCCCCCYMWMACACMYCWCACACACACAAAUCACAAAGACUUUGUGGCMUUUUGUCAGUCUGCUGAAGCUUUGCUGGUGUUUUCUUGUGUGCAGCUCCUGGCAAUGGAGUUCCCAUUCGCCGACCAACCGCUCGGCCAGUUCCUCUGCAAGUUGUUGCCCUUCAUCCAGAAGACUUCAGUCGGCAUCACCGUCCUGAACCUGAUUGCUCUCAGUGUGGACAGGUAUCGUGCGGUGGUGUCCUGGUCUCGGAUUCAGAGCAACGGCAUUCCCAUGGAAACGGUGGUGCAGAUUGUCGUGAUCUGGAUGCUGUCUGCCUUACUGGCCGUGCCGGAGGCCAUCGGCUUCAACCUGCACCGCUUCAACAUCGCCAGCAACGUUACCAUUAGUACCUGCCUAGUGAGACCCGAGACCUCCUUCUUGAAAUUCUACGUCAAGUUCAAGGAUUGGUGGAUAUUUGGCUUCUACUUCUGCAUCCCUCUGACCUGCUCGGCGAUUUUCUACGGCCUCAUGACUCACGAGUUGCUCCGGCACGAGAAGGGAGAUCUAAAGCGCUCACUGGGUGAACAACUGAAACAGCGCCGCGAAGUGGCCAAGUCUGUGUUCUGCCUGGUGGUGAUCUUUGCCCUCUGCUGGCUUCCUCUUCACUUCAGUCGGCUGCUGAAGUUGAUGGUCUACGACCCGAACGACCCUGGCCGCUGCGAAUUACUGAACAUACUGCUGGUGCUCGACUACUUCAGCAUCAACUUGGCGACCAUCAACUCCUGCAUCAACCCCAUCAUCCUCUUCUUCGUCUCCAGGAAGUACAGGAACUAUUUCAUGAAGAUGCUGUUUUGCUGCUGUUACUCUCGGCCUUUCUCCAGCACCCUGCAGACUCUCCAACGUGGGACCAGUCAGCGGUUAAAAAACUCCGACCACUGAGGGACUCACCUCCACAGAAACGUUGUCACAUAUGACCCAUAAAGUUAUGAUGGAUCUUAUUUUAGCUCUUCCAGUUUUGGGAAAACAGUUAAGAUGUCAGGAAAAGUAGAUAUUUUAGACACUAUUUGAGCAGUUWUUUCCCAGAAAGGAGAUGGAAAAACUGUGUUUAGAUGAUCACCUUUAACCUCAUCCACCUUGUUUGAGAACCUAAAAGUGCAAUUCACAAUAAUAAUUAAAUCAAAUAGAGGAUAUUACUGGUUCUGCUGAAGAAGGACAUGCUGUGGAUAAAACUAAUGUUCAACAGCGCCAUCGAGUUAAACCAGGAAUACUAAAAACUACAUCUGAUAYGUGUAUUUCAAAGAUAAGCAAAUAUUUUACUAUAAAAUGAUAAAAGAUACCCUAAAAACUGUACCAUAAAAUAAAAAAGCAGCAUAAAAAGGCUAAAAUAUCCUGCAGUCUUACAGUAAAACUUCACUGGAGCCACUAAUCCAGCGCUUGAACCGGAUCUUCAUGUUUCCUUGUAACAUGACGGAUUAAAAAUGUUUCAUUUUA